Musa acuminata subsp. malaccensis (wild Malaysian banana) is the source of this 1516-nucleotide messenger RNA. RefSeq lists its product as uncharacterized. Lineage: Eukaryota; Viridiplantae; Streptophyta; Magnoliopsida; Zingiberales; Musaceae. The record is from RefSeq and is a predicted model, not a curated record.
CUCUCUAUGCCGCCUUCUUCAUAUUCUUUUCCGCAUUGGUAUUAUGAGCAACGGCUCAGCCUUUAGGUUUGUUCCGGAAACGAAGAAGAAAAUGAAUCUUACCUCCUUCUCGCCCAAAUUUUAGUGGAAAUCCAGGGGCGUAUCCGAUUUCUCCUCCCCUUCGAGCUUCUCCACGCCCGCCAUCCGGUUCCUUGCGGGGGCAUCAGCCGCCUAGAUCGGUUUCCCCCUCUUUCUUCUGGGGCAAUUCUGGUCCCACGCGAGGUUCCUUGCGGGAUUCGGAUGAUCGGUUGAUCUAAUUCCGCGGCGCGAUGACCUACCGGGCUCAGGAUGUUGAGAACAUCGUUGUUCUGGAUACGAAGUUGGGGGCGGGGGAGGUGAAUGGGGAUUACGUGAGGUUGGGGGAUGGCGAACCCCGGGGGGUUGCCGGGGUGCUGCCGCAAUGCCCCUACAGGAGGUGCAAUUCGGUUUGGUGGUGGAUCAGGGUGGUCCUCUUGGGCGUUUGCUUGUGCGCCGCAGCGGUGCCUCUCAUCAUCUUUGCCGGCCCUUUGAUCAUCAAAAAGGUGGUUGUACCAUUCUUGAACUGGGAGAUGGCAACAUUCAGCAGACCAGUUCUUGGCUUGUUACUUUUUGCUUGUAUUGCACUGUUUCCGACUAUGAUUUUACCUUCAUCGCCUUGUAUGUGGAUAGCUGGGAUGACUUUUGGCUAUGGCUAUGGCUUUCUGCUAAUUAUGGCAGGGAGCAGUAUUGGCAUGUCACUGCCUUUUUUUGUUGGAUCAUUUUUUCGUCACAAUAUACAUAGAUGGUUGGAGAAAUGGCCGAAAAAAGCAGCUAUUGUUAAAUUAGCUGGUGAAGGAGAUUGGUUUCAUCAAUUUCGAGCUGUUGUUUUACUCAGGAUUUCACCAUUUCCAUAUAUUAUUUUUAAUUAUGCAGCUGUUGCAACCAAUGUUGAAUAUGGUCCGUAUAUAUCAGGUUCACUCGUAGGAACCAUCCAUGAGACCUUCAUUACAAUUUACAGCGGAAGACUACUUCAAAGCUUAGCAGAUGCAACCAACACUGGGGGUUUCCUUUCACUGGAACAGGUUAUCUACGACGUAAUUGGCUUCUGCAUUGCAGCAGCUGCCACUGCAGCUAUUACUAUCUAUGCCAAGAAAACUCUUCAAACCCUUCAAGUGGAGGAUGAGCUUAGUUAGCCUGAACAGAUUCAAACCCAUUACUUGGAGCAUGUAGAGUUUAUUUUUACAUUGGUGGAGCAUCCUUGCUGAUUUUCCACUCUUUUUCGCCCUUGCUGAAUUGCACAUUUUUUCCCUUGCUGAUUUACUACAGGAAAUGAGCUCAUGGUAUGAUCUGUAUGAUCUACGUGAGACUACUACGCAGCAAAUACUGUAAAAGGUAACAAAUAGGAGAUGAUUAUUACAUGUAUGGACAUCAUUGAUGCAGGAUUUGUGAAACUACACGAUCUCAAACUGUGUAUUAUCUUUCAUGUAACUUGUUUGUGGCAUCAACUUCAUUAUUGAUA